Molecule: messenger RNA, 816 nt
Organism: Diaporthe amygdali
Lineage: Eukaryota; Fungi; Ascomycota; Sordariomycetes; Diaporthales; Diaporthaceae
Exons: 3
Coding region: 1-816 (271 amino acids)
Source: RefSeq, a predicted model, not a curated record
AUGGAUCAAUUAUCCAGCACCAGAUUCGACAAAUAUAAGCUCAGGCGGGACAACCUUCCCCGUGUCCUGUUCAGGGGCUGGCAUUCUGGAACCCGCGCCACUGCGCUGGGCUUGAAUUCUCCCCGGGGAGUUUACCCAUUUGCGUGGCAGAACCUCCUGCCGGCCUCGAACACCCAGGUAAGUCGAGAGCCCCCGAGCCUUCCAUCGCACCUGGAUGAACUCUCCAAGGUCGCAGUUACGGCACUCGCUUCCAAGCACAUUGGGAGUGACUUUUUCCAAACUCCAUUUACCAGCUGGACCGCGGAUUUAGCCACGGCCGUAUGGUUUUCCAUGGGCAGCUUCGGCGAGCUCCAAUGGGAAAUGAACGAGGGCCCAGGCUUUGUAGCUGUUGUGGACUUGUCAUAUUCCUGGCCCGUUAUCCACGUUCCCGAUUUGGGGUGGACAAGCUUGCCCCAGGAGUGGCUGAUUUACGGCCCAGUCACACGCGUCCGUGUUGUCUCCGUCGAUGAGAUCAGGAACACCAUAUGCCUUCUGUUCCAGGACAAAGAGGACAAGGAGAUCGAUAUCACACUGGUCGUGGCGGCGUCACUUCUCUCCUGGGGCCAGACUCUUGUCCCCAGUCCCCGUCCUCUCAGCGAGGCUGACAUACUUAGCUUCGAAACGCAGCAGACAACCUGGGUAGCAUCAACGACCCAAUCGUCUCUUGCCCGAGAAGAAUGGGAAGCCAACUUUGCGAAGGCGUUGAGCCAGUACUCGCCCACUCCUCACAGUUGCAUUCCCAUUCGGUGCGAAGAUGAAGAAAGUGGAGGGGACUGA